AUGGCUAUCAGAAAACGGUUUCUCAAUCCAUUCGGCACCCAGCAGCCAUCAUCUGAGGGGCAAUCUGCAAAAGGUCACCUCGACCCAGAAAGUCUGCCCAACGCAAAGAUUCCUCUCGAGAAGUCUAAGGAGACUGACGAGCUCCCGCAAGAUGAAGAGAUUGUCGAUGAAAAGGCCCAGGCUGGCACACAGAAGGCGCAGGCGAGUGCACAAGUCUGGACUAGGAAUACCUUGAUCGUGGCCUAUGUCCUAGUUUGGAUCGUGAAUUUCUUAGAAUACUUCAGUUCGGGUCUCCUGAGCACUCUCUCGCCAUACAUUUAUAGCGAUUUCGAAAUGCACUCUCUGACAGGUCUUACUUCUGUAAUCGCGUCGUUGAUAUCGGCCCUCAUCAAGUUUCCCUACGCGAAACUAAUGGAUAUUUGGGGUCGACCACAGGCGUUUGGAGUUAGUGUUGGGUUCCUGACUCUUGGACUGGUCAUGAUGGCUGGCUGCAAGAAUGUCCAGACCUACUGCGCUGCUCAAGUUUUUUAUCAGACUGGAUUCAAUUGCAUCGAUUUCACAAUGACUAUAUUUAUUGCUGAUACAACGGCAUUAAAGAAUCGCGCGUUCUGGAUCGCAUAUGCUGCCUCGCCGUACCUAAUCACGCCUUGGAUUUACGGUUACGCUGCAAAUCAGAUUCUGGCUCCAGGGGGCAUUGGAUACCGGUGGGGCUUCGGUGUAUUUGCCAUCAUCAUGCCUAUUAUCAGCACCCCAUUAUGGGGGUUGUGGUAUUAUAUUCAGAAGAAGGCUGAAAAGAUGGACCUGACCAAGAAGGAAGAUAGCCAACGAAGCCUGUGGCAGUCGGUCAUCCACUACUGCAUGGAAUUUGAUGUUAUCGGUUUACUGAUAAUCGCUACCGGCUUUUCUCUCUUUUUGUUGGCAUUCAAUCUGUACUCAUACCAACCCAAUGAGUGGCGAUCACCACUGAUCAUAUGCUUUGUCAUUUUCGGCGGUCUCCUCAUCAUCGCUUUCACUGUGUGGGAAAGAUACUUCACACCGGAGCUGAUUCAGAACCGGACGGUAUUCUUUACAUUUUCCAUGGUUGUCUCCCUCUACCUCUCCUGGUACAUCUGGGAUAGUUACUUUUAUUCUUUGCUACAGGUCUUGUUCGACCAAACAGUCACGCAGGCGACCUACAUCUCCAAUAUUUAUACCAUAGGAUCUUGUUUCUGGUGUCUCGUCUUCGGCGCCAUACUUCGCUACAAUGGCCGCUUAAAGUGGUGGGCCAUUUGUUUUGGCGUCCCUUUGACCAUCUUGGGGGUGGGUCUCAUGAUCAAAUUCCGUCAACCUGAUUCAAACAUCGGGUACAUUGUCAUGUGUCAGAUCUUCGUUGCCUUUGGUGGUGGUACCCUUGUGCUAUGCGAGCAGAUGACGGUUAUGGCUGUUUCUGUGCAGAGAAACAUUCCUUCCAUACUUGCAAUUGAAGGUGUCGUUGCCAACAUCGGGAGUGCCGUAGGGGGGACUGUCGCUGUCGCCAUGUGGACUGGCAUUUUCCCAGCAAAACUCAAGGAGCUUCUGCCCGCAUCUACCCAAUCCGAGUUUUCCAAUAUCUAUGGCUCGCUAGCCGUGCAGCAGUCAUAUGCAAAGGGCACAGCAACUCGAGAUGCCAUCGACCAGGCAUACGGUGAUACUCAAAGGCUCAUGCUCAUUACAGCGACCUGUCUAUAUAUUAUCACCUGGACUUCCUGCUUUUUCUGGAAAAAUAUCAACGUCAAAACGAUGAGUCAGCAAGCUCAUGGAGUGCAUCUCUAG
This is a messenger RNA of Penicillium macrosclerotiorum, 1791 nucleotides long. RefSeq lists its product as uncharacterized. The record is from RefSeq and is a predicted model, not a curated record. Bases 1 to 1791 code for a protein of 596 amino acids. NCBI's taxonomy places the organism in Eukaryota, Fungi, Ascomycota, Eurotiomycetes, Eurotiales, Aspergillaceae. Gene Ontology annotation, biological process: transmembrane transport. Gene Ontology annotation, molecular function: transmembrane transporter activity. The transcript is spliced from 3 exons.